Nymphalis io (European peacock) is the source of this 3863-nucleotide messenger RNA. RefSeq names its product neprilysin-4-like (gene Nep4). Gene Ontology annotation, biological process: protein processing. Bases 1 to 3237 code for a protein of 1078 amino acids. Gene Ontology annotation, molecular function: metalloendopeptidase activity. The transcript is spliced from 13 exons. The record is from RefSeq and is a predicted model, not a curated record. Gene Ontology annotation, cellular component: plasma membrane. Lineage: Eukaryota; Metazoa; Arthropoda; Insecta; Lepidoptera; Nymphalidae.
AUGGCGCGUGUUGACACGCAUUCCCUCCAUGCAAUUUCGUUAAAGCCAAAAAGUGCUAAUUACUGUAAAUUUUUACUUCUUAUAGCUGUAACAUCUUUCUUUUGUAUUGCGUAUUUUGUUUUGAAAAGACCUUUAGAUAUUUUGGGUGACCCGUCAGACCAAUUUAUAGUUAGAAAUAUACCGAAGAGAUAUACGAAAUUGGAAGGCAUAGAUCCUGAAGAAAGAGAGGUAUUUCAAGGAUUUCAGACCUCUUUCCUUCCUCAUGAUGAAAUAAUAUUCUCACAACGAGAUUCAAAUAGUAAAAGUGAACUUUACAAGGGUAAUGUCACAAGUGAUAUAAUUAUAUGGGAUGAUGAAGCAAGACAGCAUCACGCUCCGACACGAGUUAAACGGAAAAGUCAUUUUACGUUUACGUCUCAGGAUUACGGUUUACAAAAUCCGAUAUACAAAAAAACACGAAACGAAGAAAAUGAAGAUGAAGAUGUUGACGGAAAUUUAAGAGAGUCUGAAAUUGAUUAUGAAAGUAAUUCUAAUGAACAAUACGAUGAAGAAGGGAAUUUACAAAGUGUGGUCCAUCCGGAAAUAUAUGUGGAUCGUGGUCCGCUUGAUGACGUAGAACAAGUCCGUCGUCAACCAGAGCUAGAAGAAGCAGAGAUGGGCUCUGCUGCACAUAUGUAUAAGCCAGCUAAAUCUCACUCAGCUAUCCAUUCAUUUUGGAAAGGUCAAGGUGAUAGAGAGACUAUUCGACACACUCAAGCUAGUAUAAUGAAACAAUAUAUGGACAAAGAAGCAGAUCCUUGUCACGAUUUUUACCAAUAUGCGUGUGGAAACUGGCCAGCACUCAACCCUAUUCCAGCCGAUAAAGCUGGUUACGACACGUUUGAGAUGUUAAGAGAAAAUUUAGACAACGUUCUCAAAGAACUUCUCGAAUUUCGAAAAAAUGAAUUCGUACCAACUAAUUAUCCUGGUCCACAUUUGGAUGUAAAUGAUAAUUUUCUGAAAAUAACACAACCUCCUGUUUGUUCGAGCAAUCUCGAUAACAUACACGCAGAUGAUUCACUAACUAAUUCAAAAGAAAUUGUGAAAUCGUCUGAAAUAAAAAAUAUACAUGAAAGCAAAUCUGAAAUUAUAAAUCGCAUCCGUAGAUAUUUAGAUAGAAAAUCAAAACAAUUAAAUAAACCUAUAUCGAAAGUAAAACAUAAAUUACACAACCAUCUUAUUAAGAAUAAAAAUAAUAAGGGCAAAUACUUACGUAGACAUAGGAGAUACUAUAAAACUACAAGAUAUAAUAAAAGUUCUCAUCGCAUACCUCUUGAUAAUGAAAUCAAUAUUAUUGCUAAACCACAUAUAAGAGUGAAAAGAAAAGAAACUUUUGAGGAUUUUUUUUCAAUAUACGACUCGACAACCAAAAAAACAUCUUCUGAUCCGGCUAAUGGUGAUGCCGCUUUGAAAGCUAGAUUUUUAUUUAAAUCUUGUAUGAAUCAUGAGAUAUUACAUACAAGAGGACAUCAACCUCUUUUAGACUUAUUGGAUAUUCUGGGCGGCUGGCCGAUAUUAGUACCUAAUUGGGAUGCAAAAAAAUUUGAUUGGUUGGAGCUCAUGGCAAAAUUGAGAUUGUUCAACAAUGACAUUUUAAUAUCAGAGUGGGUUGGACCAGAUAUUAAAAACUCUGAUGAGUUUGUGAUACAAUUCGAUCAAACAAGCUUAGGCUUACCCACAAGAGAUUACUUUCUACAAGAAAGUAAUAAGGUUUAUUUAGACGCUUACAAGGCAUACUUAAUUAAAGUUGCAUUAUUACUUGGAGGGCCAAUUGAGCAUGUAAAGGCCGAUGCUGAGAAACUAAUUAAUUUUGAAAUCAAAUUAGCUAAGAUAACUUCCGCGCCAGAAGACAGACGUAACGUUUCAGAGCUAUACCGUCGCAUGACACUUGCAAAGCUCGAGGGGUUGGUUCCUCAGGUAGAUUGGAGGAGAUACCUAUGCAUUGUAAUGAACAGAACUGUACAGUCCCAGGAAACAGUCGUCCUGUUUGCAUUAACCUAUGUACGACACUUAGUUCAAUUGAUAGAGAAGACGGAACCGGACACUUUAUCAAAUUACCUGCUGUGGCGUUUCGUGAGGCAUCGUGUGAAUAACCUAGACGAUCGCUUUCAAUCUGCGAAACAACAAUUCUAUUACAUUCUAUUUGGGCGAGAGCAAGCACCGCCACGAUGGAAGAACUGCAUCUCCCAAGUCAACUCUAAUAUGGGAAUGGCGUUAGGGUCGAUGUUUGUGAAAAAACACUUUGACGAAAUGAGCAAAAAUGACACGCUCACAAUGACAAGGGAAAUACAACAAGCUUUCAGAGAACUAUUACAUAUGACAAAUUGGAUUGAUGAUGAGACGAAGAAACUGGCAGCUCAUAAAGUUGACACGAUGAUGCUAAGAAUAGGUUAUCCAGAUUUUAUUUUGAAAAAGGUCGAUUUAGAUGAUCGUUACAAGGAAGUAAAAAUACAUCCAAAUAAAUACUUUGAAAACAUAUUAAACAUAUUGCGGCACCUGACUAAAAUGGAACAAUCGCGUAUCGGUCAGCCAGUUAAUAAGACGCUAUGGAACACAGCACCAGCUGUCGUCAACGCAUACUACAGUCGUAACAAGAAUCAGAUUAUGUUCCCAGCGGGUAUUUUGCAGCCACCAUUUUAUCACAGGCACUUUCCAAGAUCUCUGAAUUUCGGUGGUAUAGGUGUAGUUAUUGGGCAUGAAAUAACCCAUGGAUUUGACGACAAAGGGCGUUUGUUUGACUGUGAAGGGAAUCUUCAUCGUUGGUGGUCGGACUCAGCGAUAGAAGCUUUCCAUCAUCGUGCACAAUGUCUCAUUGAUCAAUACGGACAUUACGUGGUCCCCGAAGUUAAUAUGAAAUUGGACGGUGUAAACACUCAAGGCGAGAACAUAGCAGAUAAUGGUGGUGUAAAACAAGCGUUCCAUGCUUACCAGCACUGGUUGCGCCACCACGACUCUGCUGAUGAGACACUGCCAGGACUCAACUAUACACAUACACAGCUAUUCUUCCUAAACUUCGCGCAGGUGUGGUGCGGAGCUAUGCGUUCGGAAGCAAUGCGUAAUAAAUUAAAAACUGCUGUUCAUUCACCAGGCAGAUUCAGAGUUAUAGGAACACUUUCGAAUUCCCUUGAUUUCGCAAGAGAAUUUCGUUGCCCACCUGGUUCUCCGAUGAAUCCUGUACACAAGUGUAGUGUUUGGUGAUCAAAUGAUACUAUUUAUUUUAGCAGUAAUUUCUGAGCGAACAUAAAACGGAAACCUAUUCGCUUUCGAUCCAGCCAUAUAAACGACCCAAAUUAAAUUCGAUAACAUUGACAAGAAACAAGACAUCAUCUAAAAUAUUUUACGAAAAUCUGUAAGAUAGGUAUGUUGUUUCCUUCAUUAAUUUCUUUGGUGAAUGAGCCAUGACACUAGUUAACACGCCAGAUAAUCGAGUUCAUUCUGCGUGGACUUCUUGGUUUUUGUCCAAGGUUUAUUCAGCUUGAUUUAUUACGAUAUAACAAAUUAUAUAUUAUACAUACAUACAUAUAUACAUUAAAAAAAAACAAAAUUACAACAUUUAGUCGCAUGAGCAAUAUUUCAGCUGAAUAGUUUGAAAACUGGCUUCAACUCAGUUGCAACAUUUGACCAACACACUUACUAACAGUUGAAGUUAAGUAUAACUUAUAAUAUACCUAUUCUACAAAUCACAACAACAUUAAUUUGUAGCAAGAAUGAGAUGAUUCACUUGAACAUUAGUAAUUAAUAGUAAUGUGUAAAUGAAAAAUAAUUAACCAGAUAUUUCUUAUAGUCAUUGUUUUAUAUUAUUAAUUAUAGUAUUAUGGAUAACA